AUGGUGAUGCGAAUGCACCCCAAGAAGAAGAACGAUACGCGGUGGAUCUACGUGAAGCCGGACCGCGCCCUGGGCGUAGGCGACAUCAAGGAUCGAUCGAAGCUGUCGAGCCGCCGCCAGCAAGGGUGGGACUACGAGUCUUUCCCCGCCCUGACGGCCUCGGAGAAGACGGACAUCAUGGAGAAGGCCAAGGAGAAGCAGCUCGAGGCCGAGCUGUAUCUUUCAAAUAUCCGAGGGUACGUGGCCUACUUGUCCUGUUUUCGUUCUGGGCUAGUUGGUACCUGGGGCACGUGGAACUGGGGAUCGACGGUGGGCGCCGCUUUCUUCUUCUGGAGGGUGGCUGUCUAUUUCAAUUUAUGGCAGUGUAUGCGUUGGACUGCCGAGAAGCUCGAGGAUGGCCACAACCUGCUCCUCGAGGUCGACGACUUCCGAGGCUACUUGUUCGACCUCUACGAGGACGGCAAGUUCGAGAUCCCCAUCAUGAUCUUCGCUGCUUUGGUGGCUGUGGGGCCGAGCCCCCUGCGCUGCUUCGAGCAGCGCCCGUCGCCUCUGCUGGCCAGUGGCACGCCUCCAGGGAGCGACAUCGACAGCGACGGGGGGGCGAAACAUUCGGCGGCGGGCGCCUCGGACGAGUCGGAGCCCGCGAAGGAAAUGCAGGAGAUGACUGGGGGAGUGCCCAGCGUCGCGUCCGAGCCCAGCAUGGACAUUCAUGUGGACAGGAUGAUCGACAGGUUGAAGAGAUUCGGAGACACUAUCAGCGCGGACAAGGCCUCGCCUGGUUGCGAGCCUCUGCAGGAUGCAUCGUCGUCGGCGGCCACGGCGGGAUCCACGACCUGCCCCGCCAUCGACCUGGGGGCGAAGGAGACGCUGGAGGGCGCGGGGGUGAGCCUCGAGCCCUUGAGGGAGGCCCUCAGGGACCCCAGGGAGCGGCUGCUCGCCAACCUCUCGAAGAUCCUGCUGGUCCAGACCUACGGGAAGCACGGCAGCAUGGUGAAGUUUGCGACGGACUGGGCGCGCCUCGAGGAGCUGAACCGGAACCAUAUCGGGCGCGAGAUAAUGCUGCACUGCAUGGCGCUGGAUCGGAUGCUGGAGGCCUCGCCCGAGUUCAUCCAGACGGCGGGGCGCGAGAUCCUGCGCGCGGGGGUCUACGCGUUGAAGAGGGCGUUCAAGGACGUGGCAGGCAUCAAGGAUUGGAAGCAGCCUCGGGGCAGCGGGGCCAACAAGUGGAAGUCCAAGGUGCGCUGGGACCUCGCGAGCGAGUUGGAUUGGAGGUCUCUCACGGAGGGCGAGGAGGCGCAUCCAGGAGUGGAGCGCGACUUGACGGCCAGGCUGCAGCAUAAGGAUCUCUUCCAGAAGUAUCUGCAGAAGGGGGGCUCGGACGCGGCCAAAGAGGAGGACGAGUAG
Messenger RNA from Prorocentrum cordatum, 1404 nucleotides. The record is from the annotation of a GenBank genome assembly. NCBI's taxonomy places the organism in Eukaryota, Dinophyceae, Prorocentrales, Prorocentraceae.